CUGAUAACGUCAACGUCACAAGCCGGAAGUCGAUACGGAAGUAUUAACAAACAGCUACAGGUUUAGUUUUCAGGCAGCUCUUGUCUGUCACAAAUUAAAGCUUCUCUGUCAAUAUGUUGAAGGCGGUUAUUUUAAUUGGAGGCCCCCAGAAAGGCACAAGGUUCAGGCCCCUGUCAUUUGAAGUGCCCAAACCCUUGUUUCCUGUAGCUGGUGUGCCCAUGCUGCAGCAUCACAUUGAAGCAUGUGCCAAGGUACCGAAUAUGAAGGAGAUUCUGCUCAUCGGCUUUUAUCAACCAAAUGAAGAACUGAACAGAUUCCUGUUAAAUGCACAGCAGGAGUUUAAAAUCUCCAUCAGGUAUCUGCAGGAGUAUGCAGCCCUUGGCACCGGAGGGGGCAUCUAUCACUUCAGAGAUCAGAUUGUGUCCGGCAGUCCAGAGGCUUUCUAUGUUCUGAAUGCUGAUGUUUGCUCAGCGUUUCCUCUCGCAGAGAUGCUGAGUUUCCAGAAGGAGCAUGGAGAACCAAACAGCUGUGUUAUCCUGGGGACAACGGCAAACAGAAAGCAAUCCAUGAACUACGGCUGUAUUGUUGAAAACGAAACGACAAAUGAGGUCUUGCAUUAUGUGGAAAAGCCGAGCACUUUUGUGAGUGAUAUCAUAAACUGCGGCAUAUACCUCUUCACCCCAGAAAUCUUCCAGCAUAUCGGUGCGGUCUUCCAGAAGAACCAGCAGGACAUGUUGUUAUAUCCAUACGAUGGAGAGGAGCCAACCAACGGCUGGCACCGGGCAGAGGCCAUCAGGCUGGAGCAGGACAUUUUCACUGCCCUGGCGGGACAGGGCAAGCUCUACGUCUAUAAAACCCUCAGCUUCUGGAGCCAGAUUAAAUCUGCAGGAUCUGCAAUUUACGCUAGUCGGUUGUACCUCAACCAGUAUCACACGACUCAUCCUGAAAGACUGGACUCAGAUAAGGAGGGGGGACCUAAAAUAAGUGGUAAUGUCUAUAUUCAUCCUACAGCAAACAUCGACCCCACUGCUAUGCUGGGCCCCAAUGUUUCGAUUGGCACAGGAGUAACAAUUGGUGCUGGGGUCAGAGUUCGGGAAUCCGUCAUCCUUCAUGGUGCAACUCUACAGGAUCACUGCUGUGUUUUGAACAGCAUUGUAGGAUGGGACAGCACCAUUGGCAAGUGGGCCCGAGUAGAAGGAACCCCUAGUGACCCAAACCCAAAUGAUCCCUUCGCAAAGAUUGACAGCGAGACACUCUUCAGAGAGGGGAAACUCACACCCUCUAUUACUAUUCUCGGUUGUAACGUAACCAUCCCUUCUGAGGUCAUUAUACUCAACUCGAUCGUCCUACCACACAAAGACCUCAACCGCAGCUUCAAAAACCAAAUUAUUCUCUAGUUAAUCUUACUCGGGGUCUCUGUCCACUUACUGUCUGUGAUGAAGGAUGCUGCUGGACACGCACCGCCCCUGCCCCCUGAAUUACUGUAUAUAAGACGUCAAAUAUGAAGAUAUGGGGCGCUCAUUUAAUAGUUUUGAAAAAUAGUUUUUUAUAUUUGUCCUUCAGCCCUUUAUGCAUCACUGGGUGUCAGCAGCAUUAGAGAGAGGCUAAUCAAGCAUGUUGAUUCACCUUGAAAAGUGCUGUCUUGCCAGAGGAUUACAUUGUUUUUUCAUUAACUUUACCAAACUGUAAAAUGACUGCAGAAACUAGUGUAAUAUAUUUCUUAGAUGUAAUAUGAUGUUUAAAAAAAAGUGUAUAGACAACUACGCUCUGUUUUUCUCAAGGGCAUCCAUGACAAACUUGAGACUUGUUACUUGAGUGUGUGAAAAGGAAUUAUUAGGGAAUAGAAAUCCCUGGCUACUGACUGUGGUUAAUUUUUAGAGGUGAUUAUUUGUGUAGAGGUCUUGAUUAAAACCGUUAACCAUCUUCAUUGUUUGUAUCGAAAAUUGACUACCAGCUAAAUAAAUCAGCGGGCCCGAGAUUUACGUUGCAAUCAAGUGAUGUUGCUUUUUUAAAAUGUGAACUAAGCAGGGGGCCUGGAGACUGCUAUAUAAGCAGCAACAGAAGAUGCUUAAAUUGUGCAUCUGCAAUCACUGGAGGAACUGCUUCAAUUUAUGGAUACAGCACAUUAACAUUUACUUAUUAAGCCCUCGAGUACUCAUGAUCACUUCAGCACUUUUGUUCCAAUUAUUGCGAAGAGCGUGUCUAUUAAGAAGCCAUUUAAAUUGGGAUACAGGAACUGCAGAAUUAUAUACUUAAUCAAGUCUAUUCACAAACUACCCUCCAGUGACAGGGGGGGGAAACAAGUUAAUGUAAAUGUUUUGUUAAUCGAUUUUUUUCCAGAAUCUACAUGUAGGUGCCUGUGUUUUCCAUUGAUGAUUCAGGUGCCUUGAUGCUUCAAAAAGCAAUGCCUCAUGCCAGUCUAAGGGCUUGUCAUUGAAGGGUUUUAUCCUCUUUGUGGCAUGGUAAUUAAUUAGCUAAAACCUCCACGCUCCUCACAUGAGAAGCAAUCCUUUCAACAAAAAAAAAGUCAUUAGAUAUAAUUGGCUUCCACUCACAUAUUUUUAGAUUUUAGCUUCUCUGUUCCCUUAAUUUUCGUGAUAUAUUAUUUUGUGGGGGGGGGGGAUUGUUAUUUUUAUCUAUAUUCUAAUUGUAAAAUGCAUUGUUUUUACAUGACAUUAGAGUUUCAAUGAUACCAAUAAUAUAAAUGUUCUAAUUUGAAAUGUGUAUUAUACCUUAUGGUCUGAGGCUUUGUAUUGACAGGCCCUGAAUUAUAAGUCUGAGUGAUAACAGGGAAGAAGGUUGCUCAUAUAGAAUAAAAGUACAUGUGACACCUUUCUUUUAGUGAGUAAUACAAAUUAAUGGAUGGCAAUGGUAACAAUAGUCAUUUUUGUAAUCUGAAGAGUCAAGCUGAGGAGAAGUGUGAAUCUUGUCAAGUAUGCAGGGUAAUCUAAGUAAAUAUGGUGUAUGGAGAAUUCAUUAUUCAAAGCUUCCUUUCUGUUUUACCUGAGUGCAGUAUAUCAAAUAAAUGUCUGAAUCUAGAGUGUACCACAUAAUACAAAUUAAAAUGCCUAUUUGCACUGCA
This is a messenger RNA of Eleginops maclovinus (Patagonian blennie), 3082 nucleotides long. RefSeq names its product GDP-mannose pyrophosphorylase Aa (gene gmppaa). The coding region runs from base 114 to 1397 and encodes 427 amino acids. Gene Ontology annotation, cellular component: cytoplasm. Gene Ontology annotation, molecular function: transferase activity. NCBI's taxonomy places the organism in Eukaryota, Metazoa, Chordata, Actinopteri, Perciformes, Eleginopidae. The transcript is spliced from 13 exons. Gene Ontology annotation, biological process: biosynthetic process. The record is from RefSeq and is a predicted model, not a curated record.